CAUUGAGUAUUGUGAAUAGAAUUUGUCCUAUAUUUGCCCUCCGGAAGCGCGACUCUCAUCAUAUUUUACCAGAGAGUGUGUCAGUGUUGUAUAGUUACCUGAUCGUAUGGAUGCGGAAUUAUAAUGAGUGAAUCUGUUUGACAGUUAUAGCGCGAAACUAACAAUAAUGGCGCUCAACCCCCCUGACAGAAGGGAGAGGAAUGCCUAUGAUGGCGACGAGUUACUUCCCCUGACUGAAUCUGACUUCGAAGUUAUGUCGGAUUCAGAUUCGCCGGCAAACGGGACUGUGAAUGGAGUUCAUGUGAAUGGAAAUAUGUCGGUCAAACCCAAACCCAUGCAUAUGAAAGAGGAAAAUGUCCGAGGAAUCCGGUGCGGUUUUGGAUCGUAUUCCCCGGAUUGUCUUCAAAAAUUCAACAACCCCAAAGCUUUAUUAUUUUUCCUCUGUUGUUUUUGUACGUUACAAGGUUUUGUUGUGAAUGGUAUAAAUAAUGUAAAUACUACCUCAAUAGAACGUCGAUUUGAACUGCCCAGUUCACGGGUGGGGUCCAUAUCGAGCGCUUACGAUGUCUCGGCGGCCAUUCUGGGCAUUAUCAUCUCGUACUUCGGUUCGGGAAAAAACAAACCUCGUAUGAUUGCCUGUGCUUGUCUAGUGAUGUCAUUGGGAUCUUUCAUCAUGGCGCUUCCACAUUUUACAACAGGGUUGUAUGAAUGGGGUCAAAAUUUGGCAGAAUCUUGUCGAGAUCCAGCUGCCGCGGCGCUCGCCAAAAGCUCCUGUUCCGCGGACAAUGAGCACCUACUGCAGCGAUACCUUUAUGUGUUUCUUCUUGGGCAGACCCUCCACGGUAUCGGGGGAACCACCCUGUACAUUGUGGGCGUGGCUCUAAUUGAUGACAGUGUACCCUCCGCUGCCUCUCCCCUAUAUGUUGGUAUUAUGUACGCAUUCGCCACCUUGGGACCCGCUCUCGGUUACGUAGUUGGGGGACGACUACUUGACAUAUACGUUGAUUUUCAUGAAGUAGACAGCGUAUCGAUAACUCCCGAUGACCCCCGAUGGGUUGGUGCCUGGUGGAUUGGUUUUGCAGUAGCCUCUGUGCUCUUUUUAGUAGUUUCAAUCCCAAUAUUUGGUUAUGGGACAGAACUACCAACUGCACAGAAUGUGCGAGAGACCCGUGUGACAGAAACACACAUGGACAAUUCAGCAGAGAAAAGCGAAAAAGAGCUUGGGAAAUCCAUCAAGGAUAUGCCAAAAUCCUUCUGGAUCCUUAUGAAAAACCCAGCCUUCCUGUUUAUUUCAUUGGCUGGAACCUUCGAGGGAUUUUCUACCUCGGGAAUGGCAACAUUUCUACCGAAAUUUAUUCAGAAUCAGUUUGGUGUCUCCGCUGCGUGGGCAGCGAUAUUAGCAGGAGUGGUUGCAGUCCCUGGGGCUGCAGGGGGGCAGUUUGUAGGAGGGAUUAUUUGUAAGAAGUGGAAGUUAAAAGUACAGGGCAUGCUGCGGCUUAACGUCAUUGUCUGCAUCGUUGCACUACUUUUGGAUGCUGUAGUCUGGGUCAGAUGUGAUCUUGAAGAUAUUGCAGGUGUUAAUGUCGGAUAUUUUCAAGGAGAAAACCAGAAUGGCUUAGUAUCAACAUGCAACAAUAAUUGCUCCUGUACCACAGAGCUAUAUGAGCCAGUAUGUGGUGAAAAUAACAUUCAGUAUUUUUCACCGUGUCAUGCAGGUUGUUCAGGAAAAGCUAGUGCAGACGGCACUUAUUCACAUUGCACGUGUCUAGCUGCUACAAGUCAAUACAGUUUGUCCAAUCUGACGCAGUCAAGUUUAGCUUCAGUCAAGAAGGGCAAAUGUAAUUCUGAUUGCUUCAAAAUGUACAUUUUUCUACCCAUUCUACUUUUAUCCAUCUUUUUCCGAUUCGUUGAAUCGCCUCCAUCAGUGGCUGUCACGUUAAGGUGCAUUCAUGAUAGUCAACGUACCUUUGCGUUAGGUAUACAGUGGUUUAUUGCUAGGUUGCUAGGUACAGUACCUGGACCUAUUUUAUUUGGUGUUGUAAUAGACAGUACAUGUUUAGUGUGGAAGGAAAAAUGCAAUGAACAAGCUUCCUGUUGGAUUUACGACAAUCUAGCUUUAAGUCAAAACUUCUUUAUUAUUUUGAUGUGUGUUAAGAUUUUGGCAGCUAUUAUGUUUGUGUUGGCCUACAAGUUUUAUAAUCCCCCUUCAGACAAAAUUCCAAACCUCAAUAUUACUGUAAAUCACACGGCAGAGAAUGGGGUCGUCUCUCACAAACAGGAGAGUGGAAAUACUUCGGACUCUUCGGAAGGCUCUCUGCGAACUUCCACGAUAUGAAAGGUUGUGUGUGUUUCUUAAUUUAUUGCGGAUGUUGCUUGUUAAUUGCAGAUUAAGUUAUUUACACGAACAUUCCUGGUAUGCGCCCAUUCAGUUCAACUCUGGCAUGGGAUGUGGAGGAUACAUUGUUAUACUGCUAGUACAAAAGUGCAGUGUAACAGAUUUCUGAUUGAUGUAUUUAUGUAUUUUUUUUAACUGUGUGUGUUAGUGAAUGCAAUAUUUGUUCUAUGCGUGCUGGUUCAUGCAAAAAUGUGUUCAACAGAAUAUUUUUACAUAAGGAGUACAUGUACAACGUAUGACUUUCCUUCAUUUUUUUUUUUGGUAUGAUUAUGGCAAAUUUGUCUCGUCGUUGCAUUAAACUCGUUCUGUGAUAAUAUGUUCAAUUUGAUCCUUACUAAUUAUAUUAGAAAUAUUCUUACCAUUAUUUCUUGAAAAUGAAUAUCUGAAGUUCAUAUUGUGACAACUUUUUAUCCAAAAAAAAAAAUAAUCCUCGAUUAUUAAUCACAGUGACACUUAUUUGAAAGGUAAUCUGAUGUUGAAAUUGAAUACUCACUCGUAAAUACAAGUUUCUCCAAAUUAUUUAAAGCUGGUCGCCUUAUAUAGAUCCACAGGCUCGCGAUCUGCGCUCCUUAGAGGAGAAUGUGUAAUUUCAUUAAGUUGUACUCUUUUUUUUAAAUGAACAAUGUGGGAACAGGAUUUAUUAAUUUUAUUCUUCUAUAUAAGUCGCCAAAGAGUUCCUCAGAGCUAUUUCUGCCUGUUAUACUCAUUAAAAAAAAAUAUUCUUCAUAAUACCGAAGAAAUACAGCCACCCGCAACCCUACCCCACCUCACUCAUUUUGAAUGCAAGUGACCAGAAAAUACUCAACAAAGUUGGAAUAUUUUCGAAGGUGUCUAUUAACACUGCAUGAAUUUAUGUAUAUUGAUGAAAAAUUUAUUUUUUUGUAAUAAAUUAUUUUUGAAAAGUUG
Saccostrea echinata is the source of this 3301-nucleotide messenger RNA. Its product is annotated as solute carrier organic anion transporter family member 4C1-like. Gene Ontology annotation, cellular component: membrane. Gene Ontology annotation, biological process: transmembrane transport; sodium-independent organic anion transport. NCBI's taxonomy places the organism in Eukaryota, Metazoa, Mollusca, Bivalvia, Ostreida, Ostreidae. The record is from RefSeq and is a predicted model, not a curated record. Gene Ontology annotation, molecular function: protein binding. The coding region runs from base 167 to 2335 and encodes 722 amino acids. The transcript has 12 exons.